This is a messenger RNA of Porites evermanni, 546 nucleotides long. The record is from the annotation of a GenBank genome assembly. Lineage: Eukaryota; Metazoa; Cnidaria; Anthozoa; Scleractinia; Poritidae.
AUGAACAGCUACCAAUAUAACUUGAAGAUCGUGGGCGUUCCACUUAUCUCAGAAAGAGAAUCUGCACAAGACACCGCGGAGUUGUGUGUGAAGCUAUUUUCUGGCCUUAGAGUCGAUGUCUCCAUAUCAGAGAUCGGCAUUGCCCACAGGGUUCCACAGCGAGAUACUUCAACCGGUAAUGGCAACCGAAGACAACCGAACCCGAUAAUUUGCAAAUUCACUAGAAGGAUGACACGAGACACAGUGCUGGCGUCAAGAGGUAACGCCAGUCGACUAACUACCGAGGACCUGGAUCUCCCGUCCACUGCUGAAAUUAAUCGGAUUGCAAUUUACAGCCACCUCACGCCGAGACUACAAGAGCUGUUACAUUCAGCGAAGGCGCACCAAAACACAUACAACUACAAAUGGUGCUGGGCAAAAGGCGCAGCAAUCUUCCUACGCAAAACGGAUUCUUCUAUGACGAUUCGUCUGAGGUCGAUUGACGACUUAACUAAGUUAAGACUGCGUGAACGCCCUGAAGCUCGAUCGGAGGAUCCUUGCAGCUAA